CAGUUCGAAGUGAGCAGUUGUGUUACCAACGUAUCGGACUGCGCAAGUGCUUUUUUUUACAACAAAUAUAUAAAAAAUAAAAAAAUACAUACAACAGCCGAGCAAGUAGCAAUAAUAAAUUGUAUACACACAUACAAAUACGAAUACGCAUACGCAUACAAAUAUACAAAAUACAAGUGCUGUGUAGUGGAACGUUCGAAUACAAAUACAAAUGCAAAUACAAAUACAUACAUAGGCAUAUAGGAGUGUAGUGUACACUCGAAUGCUCGGCUGGUUGCUAGUAAAAUUCCACUGUUCAACGAAGGAAGUUGUGUAUUAAUAAAAUAAAUACAAAAUUAAAAAUAAAUGGUAUUGCAAAACGUGUAAAUCGCGGCCGUGUGACAGGAAUCCAAAUCACGUUUUUGACAAUCAUUCUCAUUUAUUUUUGUGCUCUGUUGUGCGUGUGUAUAUUCUCUGAGAGUGGCCGAACCGAGACGUGACUGCAAAGAAAUUUCAAGGUUUCCAUCAGUAGUAAAAUAUAAAAAAAAGAAAAAAGCGUGGGCGGUAUUGAGUGAACCUAUAGAAGUGAGAGAACUAGUCUAUUACAAUUAUACUUUGAGCCCAACGAAUGUGUAUGAAGAUAUAUACAUCUAUAGGCGAAUAGUGUGUAUAGAUAAGCAGUCGUCGUUGCUUCUUAUCAGCACUGUCACAUUCACAAACACAAUCACAAAAAACAAAAGGCAAAAGCUAACGCCACACUGCUGAUCUGAUAAGCCUAUAAGAGUCAUCAGACACAACUGUGACCGUAAAAGUGAUAGUGAUAGAUUAAUAAAAAAAAUAAAUACGAAUACGAUAUGUUAUGUUACACAAACAUCGAAUAAGAAGAGUGUUGCAGGAGGGCGAAGAGUAUUGGAUAUUCACGUGUGAUACAAAUUGACAAUCAACAGCAAUCGAAUAUUCGAAUGGCAAAAUUUUUAAACAUAUACAAAAAGUGAACCCACCAGAAAAUACCACCACUGUUGCCGACGCCGUCGCAAACACAAUCGUCGUCAACGUCGUGUCUCCGUCUCAAGCAACAAUAAUUUCAAUUCGCCGUAUUUGAUUUCGCCGUACUCGACAACCUGUUUGCUGACUCGCCCGCCGGCGUUUUAUUUCUCUCUUUCGCUCGCUCCGAAUUUUGUGCUUUGACGUCGAAAGCAACAUCAUCACCAUUCCACCACAAUUGCAAGCAACGUCGACGCCGCAGAUUGAGAGGACCGGGCUACGUAGUGAAGCAGCACUCACAAUUCUACACAGGAUCAUUGUUUCCAGUAGCCAAAAUCAAAAUCAUCACAGCAAAAGUUUAAACAACAGAAUCAGCAGCAACAACAGCAAUAUGGAGCCUUAUUGGAGCGAGGCAAAUGGACAUGCCGCACAUCCGGUUAAGUAUGAGAGCGAAGCAGCUGUCUCCAGUUUUCCUUAUUGCACAGAAUCUAGUUUAAAUUUUUCAACAUCGGCAACGGCAUACAGCGAGGACGAUGCUGAAUAUGCCACCGGAAGACGAAAUAAAACAUCGAGGCAAGAUCCAUUGUCGCAUCGCAUCAUUGAGAAGCGUCGGCGUGAUCGCAUGAAUUCCUGCUUGGCAGAUUUAUCCCGCCUCAUACCACCGCAAUACCAACGCAAGGGACGUGGACGCAUUGAGAAGACGGAAAUCAUUGAGAUGGCUAUCCGACAUUUGAAACACUUGCAGAGUGAGUGCUUGCAAAAGGAGAGCGAGUAUCGCAGUGGGUAUAUGGACUGCAUGAAGGAGGCCGCCAAGUUCCUUUACGAUAGCCAAAUGCAAGACUUUUGCUAUCGCCUUUUGGCCCGGCUGCAAGAGCACAUUGAUGAAUUGUUCAAGGCUGACUGCUACAAGUCAACACGCAGCUGUCACAUGCCUGACAAUGUUAGUGCAUCCAGCGGAAGUCCCCACCAGGCCUAUCAUCCGCCUUUGUGCCACUUGCGUGAUAUGCUAGGUGCCUCUGAUGUAGAGCAUAGCAAUGACCACAACGAUGUGAAAGACCUCAGUUUUCGCAAUCAUCUCAAUCAGCUGCAGCGUAGCCAACAAGUUGCCGCUGCAGCAGUUGCUGCUGCUGCUGUCACCAAUGCAUCAAGCGCUUCAAAUGUCAGCAUCGAGGGCCAGAGCCCCAAUAAGCUUGUGGUGGGUAAUGGAAAUGCCAUUACCAUUGCCAGUGCCAAUGACAGUGCUAGUGAUAAUGUACCCACGAAUUCAGUCGCAUCCAACACAGGCAGUAGCAACGCAGCAAGCUCGACUACAUCAACAUCCUCAUGUCUUACGUUGGCAAAGACCUCAUCUGCCGCCGUUGCAAUCACAGCCCAUCCGCAACCGCAUCAGGCGCCGGUGAUUACUUCGACUGCUCCGCAUCAUCACACAGAUAGCAGCCAGCCUGAUUUUGACUCAUCACGCGAGCCGAUCCUCCAUACGGAUACUUCCAACAUGCAUUCGCCCCCGCCCCGCGAUGCUUUACAACAUCAGCACGCUCAUCUCGCCCAUAAUCCUCACACGACAGAUAGCUUGCUGUCUGUACGCAUGCGCAACUACUCAGAGUCGUCGCAUGAGAUAGAGCAUAACAAUAAUUAUAAAUAUAAAAACCACAUUAAAGAGCGUUUUGUGCAUGAGCUUCACGAUGAGGAGACAAGUAGCGAGCACGCGCCGCACCUACAGAACGAGCAUUCUCACCUACAUGCAUUAUCCGAGCACUCCAAGGAUGGCACGGAACCUGAAAUAGCGCCCAUUAUGGCAAAGAAACGCAAGCUGGCCGAGGCAGCAGCCGCGGCGGCAGCAGCUUGCAAUGGCAAUUUGCCAUUAGAAGUGCACAGCGAAGCCAGCAACACUAAUCCACCACGUUCCAUGAUGCUACUUCGUGAUGAUAAGCCCUCCUUUAGCUUUAGUGACAUCAAGGAUAUCAAGUCGGAGAUGCACAACUUUAACUCAAACUCUAGUCCGUUGUUAGCGAAGCUGAGCGCUGCUGGCGCUCAGUUAAGCACGCCAAGCAGCACAACAGCACCGAUUCAUCCGCGACAUUCAUUUUCCGUGCCAAUUUUUGCAUUGCACUGCCAAGGAAACUAUUACGUGCCGUUAAACGUGGACUAUAAUGCGUUGGUGCCAUAUCUUAACGGUGUCGAUCUCCUCGAGAAAAGCUAUACGAGUAUGCCUGUGGUUCAUCCUAUCAACAUAAAUGUUAAUUUUAUGACCAGCUCUACGUCAGCUUCACUACUGGCGGCAGCAGCUGCAGCUGCAACAGAUGCUGCCGGAAAGCAACAGAAUGUAGUUGCCACCCACUCCGCAACGGUGGGUGCAAACUCGGCCGCUGCUCAGGAUCUGUUAAGAUCUGCAGCAGCUGUAACCAAGGCCAAACUAGAGCAAGCUAUCAGUAACAGUUGGUAAACAUAAGUGGAGUGAAUGGCCCACCACAAAAACAAAUGGAAGAAAACAAUUCUACCUCACUACUUCUGUGAAUAAUCAUCAAAUGAUUGAUUCCAAAUAUUGUGUGUAAAAUUUAUUGGCUGCGACAUACAAAAAAUUAAAAAUACAUAUUGUUCGAGUAUACUCGAAUACAUAUAUUCUGAAAGUUUCUCGGAUGUUGUCUCUAAGCCACAUCCAUAACUUCAUUAAUUAAAUAAUGGAACACAAAUUAUUUGUGUACAAGUACAUAUAUCAAAAUGGUUCACAUUGUGUGUGUUUAGUAUACUUAUAUUACUGUUUCGAUAAAUUAACAUAAAUCAAUUAAGAGUGUAUUGUGUUUUUUUUUUAAUUUUGCUCAGUUAAACAUGUAAAUACAUACAAUAUAUGUAUACAUAUAUUUAUCUACCAGAUGUAUAAACUUUCUAGUGUGUUGCCAAGGAACCAGCCGACGUUAACAAAUCAAAGCAGAUAACAAUUGAAAGUAAUCGUAAAUUGUGCAUUACUAUAAGUAUGUAUUUUUAGAUGAGUAAUAAUGUUUUUCAAUAGAAUUGUGGUUUCAAAUUUACCUACAAGUUAGUGUUUUAUAAAUUUAUAAAUCAUUAGUCAAACUAAAUUUUAGAUACUAGUUCAUUUCAACCGAAUGGUAUUUCUGCGAAAAACCAUAUGUACAUAUUAUUAAUGAAACAAAUUAUACAUAAUAUUAUUUGUUACAAAUUAAACGAUUUAGUGACAAAUUAGGAUAGGUUUGUAGGGCUCGAGAAUUUACAAAUAUAUUGGGCAAAUUAUAAUACUAUUAUUACUAAAUGUAUGAAUUUUGAAUUAAUGUUUGUUAAAGUUUAUACCAAUUUUCAUUUUCGAAAUACGGUGUACUAUUAAAUGUGUAAAAUGCAUUGAUUGACAACUUUGUUUUAAAGCUUAAACGUUGUGACCAUGUAUUUGAUAUUUAAUCAACAAUAAUGUAAAAACAAUAAAAAAAAACAACAAUCCAAAUUGUAUUUAAGUGUCUGCUGUUAUGAACUAAAAGUUUAAUGCACAAAAUAUUCAUGUUGUAUGGAUUUUAAUAUGACGAUUACGUUUACUACAGUACAAUUAAUGUAAUAUUACUGGUUAAUAUAUUUUAUAUAAAUAUAUAUGUAUUCUUAUUUAAUAAAGUUGAUAAAAUAAUACUGA
Molecule: messenger RNA, 4594 nt
Organism: Drosophila sulfurigaster albostrigata
Lineage: Eukaryota; Metazoa; Arthropoda; Insecta; Diptera; Drosophilidae
Gene: cwo
Product: transcription factor cwo
Exons: 4
Coding region: 1355-3406 (683 amino acids)
Biological process (GO): regulation of circadian rhythm; regulation of neurogenesis; anterior/posterior pattern specification
Cellular component (GO): nucleus
Molecular function (GO): DNA-binding transcription factor activity, RNA polymerase II-specific; RNA polymerase II cis-regulatory region sequence-specific DNA binding; protein dimerization activity
Source: RefSeq, a predicted model, not a curated record